This is a messenger RNA of Petromyzon marinus (sea lamprey), 2122 nucleotides long. The record is from RefSeq and is a predicted model, not a curated record. Lineage: Eukaryota; Metazoa; Chordata; Hyperoartia; Petromyzontiformes; Petromyzontidae.
AUCAGCAGAGAUACCAUCAACAUCAUCAUCAGCAGAGAAGUUGAACUUCAGGUCUGAAGUCAAGGACGUCAUCAGCUGUUCAGCCGCCAGCUGUUCUGACGUCAGCUGUUCAGCCGCCAGCUGUUCUGACGUCAGCUGCUCUGACGUCAGCUGUUCAGCCGUCAGCUGUUCAGCCGUCAGCUGUUCAGCCGUCAGCUGUUCAGCCGUCAGGAAGUCACUUGAAGAUUUGACCUCGGCAGAAGCUGCCCAUGGCUGUCCUCACCUCCUCGAGAGAGUGAGGUAGUAGAGAGCGACAGAAGAGGAGGCGGUGGCGGUGGUGGCGGUGGUUGUGGCGGUGGUUGUGGCGUUGGUGGCGGUGGUGGCGGUGGUGGCGGUGGUGGUGGCGGCGGCGGCGGCGGUGGCUCUCGUUCCGUAGCCUCGACCGACACUUCCCGGCAUGACCGGCACCACCCACGGACGCAACCGGAGGCGACGGAGCCUCAAGACCAACGCCACCGCCGCCGCGCCCGGCACCGCCGCCGCCGCCGGAUCCGCCGCCGGAUCCGCCGCCGGAUCCGCCACCUCCGCCGAUCGGCGCUCCCGCGUGUCCAGACCCAGCGUUCGCGUCCGGCCUCCCCGUGCCAAGCAGAGAGGUUUGGCAACUCCUCCUUCGCAACAACAACAACAACAACAGCAACAACAACAACAACAACAAACGCAACAACAACAACAACAAACGCAGCAGCAGCAGCAGCAGCAGCCGCGUGCCGGCAAAGCCGCCGGCUCUUGCCGCGCGCCGGCAGCGCGGCGUAGCAGGGGAGCGUCCGGCACCGCCGCCACGGCCACCGCGGCCACCGCGGCCGCCACGGCCACCGCGGCCACCGCGGCCGGCACGGUGGCCGCCGUGGUGGCCGUGGAGAAAGCGGCGUCAGGGAUGUGGCCCACGAUCGCCAUCGCUCGAUUGGCCGUGAGCGGCGACGCCGCGCUGAGGUCCAUGGGGGCGGUGAGCGGCACAGAGCUGGUGAGGUCGAAUGGGGCGGAGGUGGUGAGCGGCGACGCCGUGGUGAGGUUGAAUGGGGCGGAGGUGGUGAGCGGCGACGCCGUGGCGAGUGGCGACGCUGUGGUGAGCAACACUGUGGUGAGGUUGAAUGGGGCGGAGGUGGUGAGCGGCGAUGCCGUGGUGAGCGGCGACGCUGUGGUGAGGUUGAAUGGGGCGGAGGUGGUGAGCGGCGACGCUGUGGUGAGCGGUGACCCCGUGGUGAGGUUGAAUGGGUCAGAGGUGGUGAGCGGCGACGCCGUGGUGAGCGGUGACGCUGUGGUGAGCAACACUGUGGUGAGGUUGAAUGGGGCGGAGGUGGUGAGCGGUGACGCUGUGGUGAGGUUGAAUGGGUCAGAGGUGGUGAGCGGCGACGCUGUGGUGAGCGGUGACCCCGUGGUGAGGUUGAAUGGGUCAGAGGUGGUGAGCGGCGACGCUGUGGUGAGGUUGAAUGGGGCGGAGGUGGUGAGCGGCGACGCUGUGGUGAGCGGUGACCCCGUGGUGAGGUCGAAUGGGUCGGAGGUGGUGAGCGGCGACGCCGUGGUGAGCGACGCCGUGGUGAGGUCCAAUGGGGCGGAGGUGGUGAGCGGCGACGCCGUGGUGAGCGGCGCUCGUGACGAUGCCUCUGCGGAGUGGGGGAUGGUGAACGGUGAGGGCGGAGUGGCAGCUCACCACCGCUCACCGGGUGAGGCGGAGCGCCGGACUGGCAGAGCUCUGUGUGAACACCGCCAACAGCAGCAGCAGCAGCAUCAUCAGCAGCAGCAGCAGCAGCAGCAACAACAUCAUGAUCAGCAACAUCAUGAGCAGUAUCAUCAUAAUCAUCAUCAACAGCUGCAGCAUGGGCAACGACAGCAGCAGUCUCAUCAGCAACAUCAUCAUCAGAAGGAGGAGCUGCCCUUGGCGGUCGACCUGGCUAUGCGGAAGGUGGACGACGUGGCGGUCGACCUGGCGAUGUGGAAGGUGGACGACGUGGCGGUCGACCUGGCGAUGCGGAAGGUGGACGACGUGGUGGACGAGGUGGCGAUGCGUGUGGUGGCGGAGGAGGAGGAGGAGGACAUUAUCGAUGGGUUCGCCAUCGCCAGCUUCUGCAGCCGCGAGGAGCUGGAG